CUGCGCUCUGCAAGUUGGUUUCACUUUUGAGCGUGGUUGCUUCCGAGCAGUACUUUGUCAUUUUGUUGGCUAAAAGAGUCGACUUGUUCCCGCGAUAGUUCCUGAAAUCCUCAACGAAGUAAGUAUAGAUCAUUUGUAAUCAAGAUUCGAGAAGAAAAUUCCGAAAAGCGUUUGUUUACAACGAGAACAAAGCUCGGUUUAAGACCAUUAAGGGUGUUGUUAAAAAUUCUUGCUCGUAGACUCAAACUGCAAAGCUUAACGGCUCUAUGAACGAGUUUAACCCUGCUUCAUUUUAAUCAUUUAUCAAAUGCUAAGUCGAUUUCGUUUUCAAUACAACAAAUUAGGAAUUUGUCCUUCAUUCAUUUUCAGAACUAUGGUUUCUCUUAAUUAGACGGAAUUAAUACGAUUCUUAAUUUGCUGAGUGGUAAAUCUUAUCUCGUAUGAAGAAACUGUGGUUAUUCAUCGUCGUUAAAUACAACAUCAGCUAAAGUAUAAUCGUCUAUAUUGCGCUUUGUUUUCACCUCCGAUGUACGUAGAUCGAGACGUUUUGAUUGGAAGAAAACGACUCGGAGUCUGUUUCGUGCGAGCUCGGCCAUCACGAUCUACAGCGGCAGUGAAAAUAUCGAGAGACAAAGGAUACCACUUAUCGGCCAUAGUUGUUCUUCAAGGCAAUAAAAUUAGCCUCGCUGGUAAGUACAUUGUGUUAUAGAGUAAUUUAGUUGUUUCUGUAGCAGGCCAGGACUUGCUAACUUUGAAACUGAAACUAAACAUACACCUGCCUUUGGACAACAGCAAGAAAUACAGUACUAGUCUUCGAUUUCGAGAUUGAAAAACGAUCGUGAUCUUUCUAUCUAUUUAGUCAUUGCGUGUGUUUUGAUGUUGGGGAAGUUUUGCGACUGUCGAUUGUCUGAGAGAAACAAACAGACAAAAACAACUCCGCAGUCGAUUAGAGAUCCAAUAUUUCGAAUUCACCGUUCAGUCCACAAACAUUUCCCCCUAAUUUUGUAAGGUUACACGCUCUUAGCUUGCUGAGCAUUUUGAUGAAGAAAGUGUAAGGUUUGUUUUAUUGUUGAAAAUUGUGAACUUUAAACUGAAUUGUGUUCGUUCAAAAGUUUUACCUCUGGUGAAAGACUCUCAAUUUAGAACAUUUUCCUUGUUUGCUCCAAGAACUGUCUCAAUGCGGUUCGAAAAAAAAAAUUUAUCAGAACAUUCUAGAAGAAGACACGGGAAUAUGUUUGACCUCUGUCCAAGAGCUUACUCCAAUUACUUAAAAUAUCACACCAGACACGACUACAGUAAGAAAAUCGCCAAAUUUAGCAUUUUCUUGAUGUUGUCUUUUGUCUGCUUUGUAUUCAGUGAGGGAAUGUGGAAUGGUGUGCAAGUUAACCCCCCUUCCCUUCUCUCUACAACCCACUCCUGCCAAUUCGAGAAUUUCGUAAAAUAUUUUUUUAAGGACCGAAGAAGGGAUCAACGCACAAAUGUGACGUUUGCGGUUGUCUACGCCUUCAAAAACCACGCGAUGUCAUCGGAUUAUUAUUAUUUGUUAGGGUCACAAUACGUAACACACUGGUUUUACUUUCGUGUUCCUGUUUACGAGUUGAAGGCUGGUUGAGCAUGGGCAAUUUUUGUUUGUUGUCUUGCGUGGUUCAAAUUUUGACAAACCCACUGUUGUACUUAUUGCAUAGAUUCUUUGAAAAAGAUAUCUUGAGUCUGUUAAAAAAGGCUUCUUAAAAUCGAAUGUGUUAUCCUUGUUGCUCUUAUAAAAAGGACUUUGAUCAAAACAUUCUUGAACAUAAUUUAAGUUCAAUUGUUGUAGUAAUCAUAUCAGGCACGGGUGUCUGAAGAUUCCUUCUUCAUCUGCCUUUCUUUUUGAGUUAGGAUGACAGAAUGGUGUGUAUGUAAAUGGCCCCCUUUCCCCUCCACCCCACUUUCGCUGAUAGGGGAGUUUUCUAGCGAGAAAUACAGUAGUAGUCUUCGAUUUUGAGAUUGAUCAAGGAUCACGAACUUUCUUGUCUGUUUAGUCAUUGCGCAUGUCUUGAUGUUGGGGAGGUUUUGCGAAUGUAUGUUGUCUAAGAGAACACCAUAGAAACAACUCCGCAGUCGAUUGGAGAUCUUUUCGAAUUCACCGUCGUCCAUUAAAAUAAACAAGGAUACAUUCAGAAAACUGAUAUUGAUACGACACACGCUGAAGGAGAAGGAGCUUAAUAAAACAGUUUCAGCAAAAAAAAGGUGAAAUUGCGCAACAAUUUCUACAAUCGUCACCCCAGAUUAGUGAAAAUGUCAAAAGUGACGUUAUUUGAUGCUCUUAAUGAUUUGACCAUCUGAUGUGCUGCGUGUGUCAAAUGAACGAAAGAACUGCUUUGUUUUGUUAGACAAUAAUGCUGAAAAAAGCAAAAAGCAGAUUAACCCCAAUAUCAUUUCGUUAAAGCAGCAGAAUUUUUGGUGUGAGAAUUAUCCAUUUUUUAUGGACAACGGUACAAUAUGGAAUAAAGUAUAAUCGUUUAUUGCGCUUUGUUUUUACCUUCAAUGUGCAGAUCGGGGCGUUUUGAUUACAAUCCUUCUUCGUGCGAGGCCGGCCAUCACGAUCCACAGCGGCAGUGAAAAGAUCGAAAGACAAACGAUAGUAUUUAUCAGCCUUAGUUGUUCUUCAAAGCGCUGAAAUUAGGGUCGCUGGUAAGUACAUUUUGUUAUAGAGUAAUUUAGUUGUUUCUGUAGCCGGCCAUGACUUGCUAAUUUUGAAACUAAACUAAACAUAUACUAGUCUUCAAUCUUAAGAUUGAUAAAGGAUCAGGAACUUUCUUGUCGAUUUAGUCAUUGCGUAUGUUUUGAUGUUGGGGAAGUUUUGCGAAUGUAUGUUGUCUACGAGGACACCGUAGAAACAAACUGACAAAAACAACUCCACAGUCGAUUGAGAUGUUUUUCGAAUUCACCGUUGUUUAUAAAAAAAUUUUUCCCUAAUUUAGUAACCUUAUACGCUCUUUGCUAACUUUGCAUUUGAAUGAUGAAAUUGUAAGUUAUGUUUUAUUGCUGAAGAUUGUGAACUUUAAACUGAAUUGUUCGUUCGAAAGUGUUUCCAUCCGUGAAAAACUCUUAAUUUAGACCUUUCUCCUAGUUUUCUCCAAGAAUUGUUUCAAUGUGGUUUAAAAACAAAAUUUGAACAGAACAUUCUAGAAGAAGACAUGCGAAUAUGGUUGACCUCUGUUCAAGAGCUUACUCCAGUUACUUGAAAUAUCACACCAGACACGACUGCAGUUAGAGAAUCGCUAAAUUGCGUAUUUUCUUGGUGUUGUCUUUUGUCUGCUUUGUAUUCAGAGAGGGAAUGUGGAAUGGUGUGCAAGUAAACCCCCCUUCCCUUCACCCCAGAACCCACUCCUGCCGAUUCGAGAAUUUCUUUAAAUAUUUUCUUAAAGGCUGGGGGGGGAGCUGAUGUGCUUGGCUUUCCCACUUUGUAAUGUUUUUACCUACAUCGAACUAAACAGUUCUGCUUACACUUGACGGAUCAGCGCAUAAAUGUGACGUUUGCGGUUAUCUACGCCACCAAAAAACACGCAAUGUCAUCGGAUUACUAUUUUGUUAGGGUCAUAAUGCCUAACACACUGGUUUUACUUUGGUGUUUUUUUUUUACGAGUUGAAGGCUGGUUGCACAUGAGCCAUUUUUGUUUCUUUUCUUGUGUGGUUGAAAUCUUGACUCCUUCACCGAAAUCAAAACCGAUUGUUUUAUUUAUUGCAUAGAUUCUUUAAAAAAGAUUUUUACAGUCUGUCUGUGAAAAAGGUUUUUUUAAAAUCUAAUGCUUUAACCUUGUUACUGCUCUAAAGAAGGGACUCUGAUCAAAACAUUCUUUACCAUAUUUUAAAUUCGAUUGUUGUUAUAUCACGCCAGGCACACGUGCUAGAAGCUUGCUUCUUCAUCUGUUGUCUUUUUGAGUUAAGGAUGUAAGAAAGGUGUGUAUAUUAAUUCCCCCCUCCCCCCCCCCCCCCCACUCUCGCUGAUGGGGGAGUUUUCUAAAAAACUACGUACAGGACCGGGGGGGGGGGGGAAUUAUAUCCCAUACCCUAAAGUAAGCAACUCCUUCGUUCUACUUGUUUUAAUCACUCAGUCCUUGGUUAUUCUGAAAGAGGACUUUGAUCCAAACAUUCUAUAACAGGACGGUGAAACAUCGUUGACCUCUGUUCAAGAAUUCACAUUUUCUUGCUUAAAAAAUGUCACGACAGAGACUCGUAAGGUCAGAAAAUCACCAAAAUUUGGUAUUUCCAUGAUGCUGUUCUAUUAUCUACUUACCAUUUAUGUGAGCAAUGUGAAAUAGUGUCUAAUGCGAGGAAUUUUUCACCAACUUUUGUACAGAAGAGUAAGUUUGAAAAAUUUUUAAGAUCAACGGGUCAAGGCACAUUGUUGCGUUAAUUUGCCGGGGGCCAAAAAUGGACCAAUGAUGAAACCAACGCGAAAACAAUUGAUAUAAUACUAGCAGGGUGCAGCUAUUUAGGGAUGUGAAUAAUGUGCAUUACGACAAAGCCAGAUUAGCUUUCGCUUUUGAGUUCCUCGAGUGUUUUGUUGACUACAGAAAGCAGCCUAUGUUCUUUAUGUUCUUUAUCGCAAAUGAAGUAUGCGUACCUCACUGAAAGGUUUCUAAAACUUCAACGACGCUACGUGUACUUCAACCAUUUACAUGAAAGUUAUGUGUAGCAGUUAAAACUCGUUUUAAACGGAAAAUAAACAAGCAUACAUCCUAGAAUACUUAUAUUGAUACGACACAAGCUGGCGGAGAAGGAGCUUAAUAAAACAGGUUUAGCAGAAAUGUGAAAUAGCACAGCGAUCUCUACUAUCGUCACUUUAGAUUAGUGAAAUUGUUAAAAAGUGACGUUAUUUGAUACAUUUCACGAUUUCAUCAUCUGAUAUGCUGAGUGUGUCAAAUGUACGAGGGAACUCCUUUGUUCUGUUAGAAAAUAAUGCUGAAAAAGCAAAAAGCAAGAAGCAAAAAGCAGAUUACCCCCGCUACCAUUUCGUUAAAACAGCAAAACAUUUUGUGUGAGAAUUAUUCAUUUUUGUUAUGGACAACGGUACAAUAUGUGAUAAAGUGUAAUCGUUUAUUGCGCGUUGUUUUAACCUUCAAUGUACAGAUCAGAACAUUUUGAUUGCAAGCCUUCGUCGUCCACAAGGCACGGAAAUUAACCUCACUGGUAAGGACAUUGUAUUAUAGUGUAAUUUAAUUGUUUCUGUAGCGGGCCAGGACUUGUUAAUCAUGGAACUGAAACGAAACAUCGACCUUCCUUAGGACAACAGCAGGAAAUACAGCACUAGUCUUCGAUCUCGAGAUUGAUAAAGGAUCAUGAACUUUCUCAGUGUCGAUUUAGUCAUUGUGUAUGUUUUGAUGUUGGGGAAGUUUUGCGAAUGUAUGUGCGAGGACACCGUGGAAAUAAACUGACAAAAACAACUCCGCAGUCGAUCAGAGAUCUUUUCGAAUUCAGCGUUGUCCACAAACACUUUCCCCUAAUUUUGUAACCUUAUAUGCUCCUAUCUGGCGGCGUAUUUUGAUAAAUAAAUUAUAAGUUGUGUUAUUGCUGAAGAUUGUGAACUUUAUACUGAAUUGUUCGUUCGAAAGUUUUUCCUUCGGUGAAAGACUCUCAAUUUAAAACUUUCUUCUUGUUUGCUCCAAGAAUUGUUUCAAUGCGUUCAAAAAUAAAAUUUGAGCGGAACAUUCUAGAGGAAGACAUGCGAAUAUCUUUGACCUCCGUUCAAGAGCUUACUCCAGUUAUUUGAAAUUUCACACCAGACACGACUACACCUAGAAAAUCGCCAAAUUGAGUAUUUUCUUGAUGUUGUCUUUUGUCUGCCUUGAAUUCAAAGAGGGGAUGUGGAAUUGUGUGCAAGUAAACCCCCCUUCCCUUCUCCUCAGAACGCACUCCUGCCGAUUCGAUAAUUUCUUAAAAUGUUGCUUUAAGGACCGAGGGCGAGCAGAUGUGCUUUGCUUUUUAUAAUUUUUUACCUACAUCGGACGAAACAGCUCAGUUUACACUUAACGGUUCAACGCACAAAUUUGACCCUUGCGGUUAUCGACGCCAAUCAAAAAGACUCAAUGUCAUUGGCUUAUUAUUUGUUAGGGUCACAAUACGUAACACACUGGUUUCACUUUCGUGUUCUUGUUUACGAGUUGAAGGCUGGUUGCGCAUGAUCAAUUAUUUGUUUUUUGUCUUGUCUGGUUGAAAUUUUGAGGCUUACACGGAAAUCAAAACCAACUGUUGUACUUACUGCAUAGAUUCUUUUGAGAAGAUUUUAACAGUCUGUUAAAAAAGCUUUUUAAAAUAUAUUUUAUCCUUGUUUCUGCUCUGAAAAGGACUUUGAUCAAAACAUUCUUGAAUAUAAUUUAAACUUGAUUGUUGUAGUAAUCACGUAAGGCACGCGUGCCUGAAGGUUGCCUUUUUAUCCGCCUUUUUCUUUAGUCUAUGCUGUUACAAUGGUGGUUAUAUUAAUGCCCCCCUCUCCCCCCCCUCCCACCCACUUUCGCUGCUAAACAAGUUUUCUAGAAAAAUACCAAUAGGACCGGGGAAGGGGUCAUAUCUCAUACCCUAAGGUGAGCAACUCCUUUGUUGUCCUCAUUUAUGGAUUCGUAAAUUGCCCCCUGAAAAAGACUGAUCAAAACAUUCUAUAAUAAGAGAAAGAAAUAUUGUUGACCUCUGUUCAAGAUUUCACAUUUUCUUGCUAGAAAAAUGUCACGUCAGAUAUGCGUACAGUCAGCGAUUCACCAAAAUUUAGUAUUUCCUUAAUGCUGUUCUAUUAUCUACUUACCAUUUAUGAGAGCAAUGUGAAAUUGUGUCUAAUGCCAGGAAUUUUUCCACCGACUUUUAUGAGGGGAAUUUAAAUUUGAAAAACAAUUAAGAUUACUGGGUCGAGGCACAUUAUUGUGUUAUUUUUCUGCGGGCAAAGCGAAUUCAGUAGUUGUUAGUAAAACAAUUGAUAGGAUACUUGCAGGGUGCAGCUAUUCAGAGCGGUGAAUAAGGUGCAUUGCGACAAAGCCGGAUUAACUUGCGUUUUCAAGUUCGUUGAGUGUUUUAUUGACUAUAGAACUUGGCUUACAUUCGUUACCGCAAAUAAAGUAUGCAUACUUCUCUAAAUGUUUUCAUAACUUUGACAACAGUAAAUAUACCUAAAUUCACCUUCAUCAAAAGGGUUAGUAGCAGAUACAGCUCCUCUUAAGUGAAAAAUUAAUAAGCGAACUUUCGGCGCAAAAUUCUUAUGUUGAUGCCAUAUUCGAUGUUAAGAGAUGAGACAAUUAUUUAGAGGAGAAUGAGCUUGAUGAGAUUGUAACAAGAUGAAAUUUCAUGCCAAUCACUGUGAUUUAUUCAUCGUCCUUGGCACAAGUUACUCUAAAUCAAUGAAAAUGUUAUUGAUGUUAUUUUCACACGCUUUAUGAUUCUAUCUAAUAGUCAGAGUAUAUCAGCUGGACGAAUGAAUUGCUAUGUUUAGCAGGACAGCAAAUUUAAAAUAAGGAAACGCGGAUUAUUCCCGCUUCAAUUUUAUCAAAGCUCCAGACAUUUUGGUGGGAGAACUAUCCCUUGUUUUCAGAGUUCUUUGAGAAAUACCAGUUGCAGAAAGACUGCAACAGCUGAGCAAACAAGACUUCAAAGCAUAUGAGAUGCUGUGUCCGUGAGAUCACAGAGGAAUAAACAGCAACACAAAGUAAAUUCCUUGAAUCACUUACUCUUUUCGUUAUGUGUCUUCUUUAGUGGACUUAUUCCAAAUGUCAACACUUCAUAGUAGGUCGCUUAUUAUUUCCCAUGGAUAUCUUGGCUUAAUCUGGGGAAAGAUUUUCUACUAUGACUAUAUUCAUCGAAGUCUACCCUUCAUUUUGACUUUUCUUCAACGAUCAAAUCUUUCAGGUGAGAGCAACCAAACGUACCCAAGAGAAACUUAACUAUCUUGUCUCAAUUGACGCAACGCAGUAACCUACCCAAGUAAAAGUAAUUACUUCAGCGAAUCAAGAGAAAUGGCCUGCUGGUCCGAAAUCAUAUUCAUCUGAUAAACGCUUUAGAAGUAUUGUCCUUUGUAUUUGAAAUUUCUCGAAGUUUUUUUGCUGGUCAAUUUAAUCUUCUGGAUUACCCCCCUCUCAAGUGAGCCACGAAUUUUGUACAUUUUGGAAGGGCGAAAGAAGUUUGAAAAUAAUCUUGACUAAUGGGUCACAGCACAUCAACAAACUACACUCAAUACUUGUCAACUUCUAUGUAGCCCUGCGUCUUUUCAGUAAGAAAUCACAGAUGAAAUCAAAAUGUGGUGAGAACAAAAAAGUGGCACACGAAGCGCAGCCGAGUGUGUCACUGAUGUUCUUACCACACGUUUUCUGUGAUCUAUUACUGUAAAGAACCAAGGCAACAUGGAUUAUAUUUGUUUUAUAUAAUAAGUGUAUUUGUCCUCCAAUAGAUAAUAGGUAAAAACCAAACACGAUGCCUGCCCUUUUUCCCUAUGAUAUUUAAAAAAAAAUCCUUUGGAUACUUUUACCGCUGGUGCAGCUUUAAAAGCGCGUGAUGCUAAAUUCUUGAUCAGCAGGGAUUUGCUAAAGCAAAGGCAUAGAAAAAACCAGGAAAGAUUUAUUACUCGACGUUUCGGGGUCAUCGUGACUCCAUUAUCAAGAGACUAGUUUAAAAACAUGCAAAUAAGGAAAGGUACAAGAAUAGCAUAAAUUAGAAUGAACGGCUUAAACAAACACCUUGGCGCGGAUGGAAUCCGUUUGCACGUUCAGUGUUGGCUUACGCAUGCGAAUAUAUAACAUUUCAUUAACAAGGCAAUCAAAUUUGCCGUUACAUUUCGCGAUGACGUUGAAUUGCUCGAUCAAGCGUUCAGGCAUUUCACUAUUGUGCUGGAGGUGGUAGUGUUUGUAGAUAGAAGAUGAUUUCCUUGUGUGCCCUUCUACGCGCUCGUGUAAGUGACCACGAGUAUAGCCCACAUACCCUGCAUCACACAGGUUACAUUUAAAUUCAUAAACGAUACAUUGUUGGUUAACAAUAGGGGGCUUAAUUUCGUGUUGCUUAAGCUGUUGAUCGAGCUUAGGGCUAACGAACACUGGUUGGACAGUCACGCUUAACUUCGAGCUUAGACUGUUCAGUUGUUGUUUAACAUGAUUAGCUGACGACUGGUCCUGGUCUAAAUUGUUCAUCCUUUGAUUGCAGACAGUUCAAGUAUUCCCAAGGUUUCUCAAAGUUCUUGAACGGUAUGUAUUAUCUAACUCACUGAUUCCAAAGUGAGUUCCAAGUAACCUUUUAAACGGAAGUCAGUUGAGUGACAUGAGACUUUUCACGUGAAGGUUAAGAUUGAAACAGGAGACGUGAAACAGGAGACGUGAUAAUUAGAGUGAUAGGUUUGAGGAGAGAUUGUUCGAAGUUUGUGACGUGGUGAACGUUGAUGAUAAACAAUAAAACAAGGAUUGGACGAUUGAGUGUAGAGUGUACCCCACAGGCUCGGUACACAUUUUCUCUGCAUCUAUUUAUGUUUCCGAUCUUUAGCAUCAGAGUAAUCAUUUAUUUCCUUUCGCCGAGAAACCACGGGUUACGAUUAAAGUUAACUGUCACGUGUGGUGUGCAUCAUCAUCAUCAUCAUCGCUCGUUAGGCCACAUUCCAGCUCCUCCACCUCACUUUGCCUCUUCCUCUUUCGACAGUCCUUCUCCUAGUGGUCAUUGGUCUCCCUCUUACCCUUGGACCUGGUUUCCACUCUAAUGCCGUAAAACGGUCGUCUACACCCUCUCUCCCGAGUACGUGUCCUAACCAGUUCCACCUUCCUCUUCGCGCCUCGCAACUAAUUUCGUUGAUCUCUGCCAUUUCAACUACUCUCUUAUUUGUCAUUCUGUGCUGCCAUCUAAUCGUCAGUUUCCGUCUUAGGCAUUGACAUUGGAAACUGUUCAGUUUUCUUUCACCGGUCUUGGUGAUCUUCCAUGUUUCCCAACCACAUAGCAGAACCGGUCGGACUAAGUCUUGAACAGGCGUAUCUUGGUUCUCCUUCUUAUUCCUCUGGCUGCCCACACCUUCCAUAGUCUCUGGAAUGCACCUCGUGCUUUCUGCGGUCUGUUCCUAAUAUAACCACUGCCUCUACCUUCUUUGUCCACAAUGGUUGCUUCUUCCGUCAAUCUCCGUGUCUUCACACCCAAGUCUUGUAGUCUGCGGUUGUCUUCCUCAUGAUCCAAUCCAUGGCCAGUAAGAAUAAGAAUCCUGACAUAACACAUCCCUGCUUUACUACUGACUAAAUCUUGAACCAGUCUGAUAUCUCACAUCCGUCGAUUACGGCGCAAUUAAACCCUCCAGAUAUGCCUACUAUGACGCUCACCAUCUUUCGCGGAGUUCCAUAGCUCCCCAUGAUGUUCCACAAGCUUUCUCUGUGAACCGAAUCGAAGGAUUUUUUCAAAGUCCACUAAGUGCGUGUACAGACUCGUUUACCUGCUCUGAGAUGUUAUUUUUUUAAUUAUAAGGAUCUGUUCAGUUGCACUGUCAUUUGGUCUAAAGCCAGCCUGCUCUUUUUGAAGCGUCUUGUCUACACCUCUCUUGAUCCGCCCUAGCAGCAUCCUCUGGAAUAUUUUACUGAUGAUGGGUAGCAAAGUCACUCCUCUCCAGUUGUUGCAAUCACGAAAAUCACCUUCCUUCAUUUCCAUCUAUUUCCUCAAUCUACUCCAGUUCUCCUGUUUCUUCAUUCUCUCCCGGAUUUGUUGGGUCAUGUCUGUUUAAAAUUUCACUCAAAUGCUCAACCAUCUCUGCAAUCUUUCUUUUGAUUCUGUCUUAAUCAUCCCUUGUUUGUCUUUCAAACAUAUUUUUCGCCUCCUCCGCUCUUGGUUAUGCUGUAUAGCUCAAUUAAGGCGCAUUAAAAUCCUUCGUAUAUACUUACUAUCACGCUCAUUAUCUUGUGCGGAAUUCCAUAGCUCCCCAUGAUGUUCCACAUGCUUUCUCUGUGAACCGAGUAAGGAUGUCUUAAGCACCCCCUGUUUGUCUUUUACACCUACUUUUCGCCUCCUCCGUUCCCCGGUUAUUGUCCUGGCUAUGCUGUAUAGCUCCUUGUUUCUACCAUCCUCAGCAGCCUUUUCCCCUCUCCUCCAACCAAUUCCUCUUAUCUUCCCCAGCACUAUGUUUUACUUCCUUUUCUUUCGUACUAUACUCCUCUCUCCAUCGCUGUUUUAGUCGUUCCGUUCACGCACCCUCUAUUUUAAGUUUUGCCUCUUUCCCUUCCUGAAUUUUUCCCGCCGGCUUUGGCCCAAGGGCGUCAUUACGGCCCCAGCAGCAACACCCCUGGUUUGAGUUGUAUUGUCAAUGCAUCCGGCUUCUGUAACAUGUGUUUCUUUCUACGGGGCAGGGUCGUUAACCUUGCGUCCAUCCUCCAACUUGAGGUCCAGGGGAUCACUCUUAGUCUGGUUUUUACCUUUCGACAUGUUCGGCAUGGGUGACUCUACCAGGAGUGUAGGACUGCAGCCAAUCGUAUUGGCUGCAGUCCUAAUUUCGAUAGAUAGAUAGAUAGAUAGAUAGAUAGAUAGGAUAGAAAUAAUCCUAUUGGGUACUAACAUAACUAUGGUUUUAAUAGGAUGUAACUGAUAAUGGCCACUGUGUUGAAGUACACCACAGAGCAACUGAAUUACUACAGGAUUUGUUACGUUGUCACUGACAUACUAACUGAGGGUCUGCGAACCAUCUUCAAACAAGAAUGGGACAAUCGAUACAAGACAACACUGGGAGAAUGGAAAGAUCAACCCAAAAAUGGAAUGGACUUCUGGAAUGGCGAGUCUACUCGAAACAGAAAAAGAAACGCUGGGCUGUUGACAACCAUGAAGAAUGGCGAUAGAGCUGAAUGGGAUUGUACCAUGCUGUUUUACGCUAUCCUGUAUUCAGAUUGCAUAUAUUCUCUCAAUCCAUCAAUUAGAUCAAAUGUGGACGACUUCAGGAAAUUUCGAAAUGAAGAAUUUGCACAUAUGCCUCGGGGCCACCUCUCCAACGGAGAUUUCCAAACUGUCAUUACAAAGGUUAAAACUGCAUUCCACGCACUCGGUCUCCCGUCAUUGAAAAUCAACGAAGUUCAAAAUCAGACAAACUUCUUAACGGAGGAGUUAAACGAAGUUUUAAGGAAGGUUGUCGACUUGAAACAAGAAGUUAAGGACAAAGAAGAGGAACUUCAAGUGAAAGAAGAACAGAGGCUUGCCCUAGAAGAGCAAUUAAAUUCCGAUGUCUCUCCAUUUUGUAUUCUCCCUCCCAAACCUAGCCACGACAUCGCUCGUCGGGAAUCUGAAGUUGAUGAAGUUUUACAAAACCUCCAAACCCUAAAAGACGCCAAUGAUGGGUUGAGCAUACUGUAUUUGUCAGGAAAUCCAGGAAGUGGAAAAUCUCAGCUGGCCCGUUUAGCAGCCAGGCGAUUUUACGACGAGGUCGAACAAAUACCUUCCGCAGCUUCAUUUGUCAUGACGUUGAAUGCUGAAAACUCAGAAGCACUUUUGAAAUCGUAUGUCCUUUUAGCUCAACAUUGCAAAUGUCCCGGGUAUGAAAUAACAAACACUUACCGCUCCCAGGAUUUGAACACAGACGAGAAGAUUUCAUAUUUCAAGACCUUAAUAAGUACAAAAAUUGAGCAUUACGCUUCAUGGCUGUUAGUAGUUGAUAAUGUGACCAGCGAAUCUCGUACAAUCGAUUAUUUGCCAGAUGCAGACAGCGAGUUGUGGGCAAGGGGUCAGAUGCUAAUAACAACACAAGACACUGCAUCUAUACCGUUGUCAAGCUCUUCCAUACAAAAUAUCUCAAUCAGCGCAGGAAUGCAUCCUGAUGAUGCAUGCUUCCUGCUUAACCUCCUUUCUGGUAUCUCAGAUGCCAAGAUGGAAAAAGAAAUUGCAAAAGAACUAGACUACCAGCCACUUUCAUUGGCAGCCGCAGCAACGUAUGUGAGACAAGUUCGUCAGAAUAAAGGAACCUCGAAAUUUGGCUGGACCGACUAUUUGAAGAAAUUGGAAGAGGGGAAACGAAGCAAUACUGAAAGCAUUCUUGCUACGACAAAUCCAGCCUAUCCGAAGACCAUGACCAAAGCAAUAACACUUGCUGUCGAAAUGGUGAUGGAAAAUGAUAUAAUUUUGCAUCACAUGUUCCUUUUUCUUUCAAUGUGUGCAUCACAGCCGAUACUGCAAGACAUUAUUAUCGAGUAUGUUAAAACAACUGAUGACGAAUUUGAAGAUGAAGAUAUGAUAAGAACGAGGAUGAGUCGAUGUUCACUGUUGCUAAUUGAAGAAGAAUCAACUGGUGUUUAUAUUCGAGUCCAUGGUGUCGUUCUUGAUGUUAUUAAAUCUGCGACAAAAGGUUUCGCAAAGGAUCAAAGCCACAAAGUGGUGUAUGGCGCAGUUAUGUCUUUCUCAAAAUUUGAAGAGCUAGAAUCUAUUGUUGUGGGAACAAGAAUAGUUCCCCAUCUUAAAACGUUGAGCUUAAAAAUUGAAGACAUGUCACUCGGGAAAGGAAUACCAGAAGCGACCGAAAGAGCCUCGUGUAAUUUUCCGGAUGGCCUUCGGAGCCUUAAUGACAUGUGCCAAAACCACAGUGAGUUUAGAGCGGCACUAGUCUAUGGUGAAUGGAUGUUAAAAAUUCAAACGAAAAAGCUGGGACCUGACCAUGUUGAUGUUGCAAGCUCUUACAACAAUCUGGGUACUUUACAUAAGGCUCUUGGCGACACAGAUGAAGCAAAAGACUUCUAUAAGCGUGCACUGGAGAUUCAGAUGAAACAGGUGGGACCUGAGCAUGUUGAUGUUGCAAGCUCUUACAACAAUCUGGGUAUUUUACACAGUGAUCUGGGCGACACAGAUGAAGCAAAAGACUGCUAUAAGCGUGCACUGGAGAUUCAGAUGAAAGAGCUGGGACCCGAGCAUGUUGAUGUUGCCAUCUCUUACAACAAUCUGGGUAGUUUACACAAGGCUCUGGGCGACACAGAUGAAGCAAAAGACUGCUAUAAGCGUGCACUGGAGAUUCAGAUGAAAGAGCUGGGAACUGAGCAUGUUGAUGUUGCAAGGUCUUACAACAAUCUGGGUACUUUACACAGUGCUCUGGGCGACACAGAUGAAGCAAAAGACUGCUAUAAGCGUGCACUGGAGAUUCUUCUGAAAAAGCUGGGAGCUGAGCAUGUUGAUGUUGCAAGGUGUUACAACAAUCUGGGUACUUUACACAGUGCUCUGGGCGACACAGAUGAAGCAAAAGACUGCUAUAAGCGUGCACUGGAGAUUCGUCUGAAAAAGCUGGGAGCUGAGCAUGUUGAUGUUGCAAGGUGUUACAACAAUCUGGGAACUUUACACAGUGCUCUGGGCGACACAGAUGAAGCAAAAGACUGCUAUAAGCGUGCACUGGAGAUUCGUCUGAAAAAGCUGGGAGCUGAGCAUGUUCAUGUUGCAAGCUGUUACAACAAUCUGGGUACUUUACACAAGGCUCUGGGCGACACAGAUGAAGCAAAAGACUGCUAUAAGCGUGCACUGGAGAUUCGUCUGAAAAAGCUGGGAGCUGAGCAUGUUCAUGUUGCAGGAUGUUACAACAAUCUGGGUAAUUUACACAAGGCUCUGGGCAACACAGAUGAAGCAAAAGACUGCUAUAAGCGUGCACUGGAGAUUGGUCUGAAAAAGCUGGGAGCUGAGCAUGUUGAUGUUGCAAGGUGUUACAACAAUCUGGGUAGUUUACACAGUGAUCUGGGCGACACAGAUGAAGCAAAAGACUGCUAUAAGCGUGCACUGGAGAUUCGUCUGAAACAGCUGGGACCUGAGCAUGUUGAUGUUGCAAGCUCUUACAACAAUCUGGGUAAUUUACACAAGGCUCUGAACGACACAGAUGAAGCAAAAAACUGCUAUAAGCGUGCACUGGAGAUUCGUCUGAAAAAGCUGGGAGCUGAGCAUGUUGAUGUUGCAGCAUGUUACAACAAUCUGGGUACUUUACACAAGGCUCUGGGCGACACAGAUGAAGCAAAAGACUGCUAUAAGCGUGCACUGGAGAUUCGUCUGAAAAAGCUGGGAGCUGAGCAUGUUGAUGUUGCAAGGUGUUACAACAAUCUGGGUACUUUACACAGUGAUCUGGGCGACACAGAUGAAGCAAAAGACUGCUAUAAGCGUGCACUGGAGACUCUUCUGAAAAAGCUGGGAGCUGAGCAUGUUAAUGUUGCAACCUCUUACAAAAAUCUGGGUGAUUUACACAGUGCUCUGGGCGACACAGAUGAAGCAAAAGACUGCUAUGAGCGUGCACUGGUAAUUUAUAUCUCCAAGUAUGGUAAAGAACAUGUAAGGACACUAGAGGUCAGCAGGAACUUAUCCCGGCUAAAAUAGAAAAGAAAGAGUGUUGAUGACCUUGGAGCUGUUUUGAAAAAGAAGAAAAGAGACUCGUGUUAAUAGUUUAGUAACUGUGCUGAUUGAUAGACGUUGUUGGUCUUUAAUUUAGGUUUACUCGUUGUGUUUUCUUUGCACGUGAGAACUUAGACCGUUAUAAUUUUUUUAUAAUAUCUUGCAUAAUUUGUGCUUUUAAUAUUCCGAUCUGGAAACUCGCACAAUUGAUAUGGUUUUUUUUUUUAUUUCUGAACAAGUAGUUCAUUACUUUCUCAUUUCUGAGGUUGCUACAAAAGGUUGCAGUUCUACGGAUAAUCAACAGUCGGAAUAUGCACCCAAUUAAAGAAAUUUUUAAGUUGCUAAUCAGUGCUGCUUUUUCAGAAUCGUGCUCUUUUCAAUUGAUGAUUUUUAUUCAUACUCAUAAUUAAGAGAGAAUAUCCAUAAAAGCGGUCCGGCCGAUCUAGCUUAAAAAAUAGAUUUCGCUGAUUUCUUGUACAUUGAAAGACUUUCAUGUCCUUAUUCUAGAACCACAAUCCGCUUCAUCUGAUCUUUAAAAUUUAUCGAGUUAUGAGAGAUUUUCUGAUCACCUAGCGAACACUCGUGACGACGCAUAUCGAGGCUCAAAUUAAAGGUAACAUUGGAGGUCGAUUUUACGAAAACUGUCAAGCCCUUUAUAAAACAAACACUAAAACGAGCGAUUUAACAAAAACAAUGUUUUACUAGCUGAAAAAAGAGUAGAAAUAGAUAUUAUUAGAUAUUAGAACAAAAUCCAUGAUAUCUCGCUGUUCACAAAAAACGUAUUAAAGUUUUUCACUUAACGCUUCAGUACUUUAUAAUUGAAAAAUCGAAAACUGCUGUUCACCUCCCGUCCCCGCUCCU
Messenger RNA from Pocillopora meandrina, 16161 nucleotides. The record is from the annotation of a GenBank genome assembly. Lineage: Eukaryota; Metazoa; Cnidaria; Anthozoa; Scleractinia; Pocilloporidae.